AUCUGCUCACAGCAACACACUUGCAUAUACUCUAUAACAGCCCUGUCUGUCUGUAUUUCUCUUCUCUUUGUAUCCUUCUUUCACACUCACUCUCUCUUAUUCCCGGUCUUUGCUUCUCUCGACAUCAACGUGAGCCUGUCCUCUCUAUCUCUCUCUCUCUCACACUCUCUCUCCCUCUACUCCUCUCCCUCUCCUCCUCUCCCUCUCUCGGCCCCCGUCCCCCUCUCUGGGCUUACGGCAGGGCAGAUAUGAAUGAUAGUCGUAGCUGUGGCGUUAGCGGUGGAAGCGGCUGCUCUCUGAUACUCUGUGCGACGACAGCAGCAGCCCGGUAAUCUCCUCCCCCUCUCCCCUCCAUGGGGCGGAGCGUGUUUGUGGACCCCCCCCCCCCCGCCUUCACCCUUCUGCCUCCUGAGCUGCACGCGCUCAGUGAGCACCUGAGAGGAGAGGAGCUGCUGGUGACUAAACCAGAGCACACACAGAUCACAGCCAGGGGGCCCCUGACGCAGCUCCACCACUAGCCCCAGCUCCCCUGAUGCAGCUUCACCACUAGCCCCAGCUCCCCUGACACAGCUGCACUGCUAGCCCUAGCUAUACUCAACAGGACCUGAUACAGAACAGGAGGAUGAGGAGGGAAGAGAAGGAUGAGGAACAGACUCCAGCUGUCACACUGCUGACAGAGAUGGGAUAGGGAUCUGUAUAGACAGAGGAUUAAGGAACGGGGAUAGCGAGAUAGAGGACCACUCUGAAGCAGCACAACGCUCUGAAUAAACUUCCACUUUUCCAUCCUCUGAUUUCGCUGCUGAAGUGGGCUGGCUCUGCAGACUUUAGACUUUAGACUUUCAUGUCCUUUCGCCUGGUUAAUAUCUUAGACAUGGAAUCACCAACCAAGGAGAUAGAGGAUUUUGAGAGUAACUCUCUGAAGUUUCUGCAGCCAGACCAGAUUGAGAAGAUAUGGCUGAGACUGAGAGGACUAAGGAAAUACAAGAAGACGUCACAAAGGUUGCGAUGCUUGGUGAAACAGUUGGAACGAGGAGAGGCGUCCGUCGUCGACCUCAAGAAGAACUUGGAGUAUGCAGCCUCAGUCCUGGAGUCUGUGUACAUUGAGGAGACACGGCGAUUGGUGGACACAGAGGAUGAGCUCAGUGACAUCCAGUCGGACUCCGUGCCGUCGGAGGUACGUGAUUGGCUGGCCUCCACCUUCACGCGUCAGAUGGGUCUGAUGCUGCGCCGGACCGAAGAGAAACCGCGCUUCCGCAGCAUCGUACACGCAGUGCAGGCUGGGAUAUUUGUUGAGAGGAUGUACCGCCGGACGUCCAACAUGGUGGGAUUAAGCUAUCCGCCCAGCGUGAUCACGGUGCUCAAGCACGUGGACAUGUGGUCAUUUGACGUGUUUGCCCUGAAUGACGCGAGUGGGGACCACGCGUUGAAAUUCAUAUUCUACGAGCUGCUCACAAGAUAUGACCUCAUCAAUCGCUUCAAGAUUCCUAUCUCUGCCCUGGUGUCCUUUGUGGAAGCCUUGGAGGUGGGCUACAGCAAACAUAAGAAUCCCUACCAUAACCUGAUGCAUGCUGCAGAUGUCACUCAGACAGUACAUUAUCUAUUGUUGAAGACAGGCAUGGUGAACUGGCUGACUGAACUGGAGAUCUUUGCCAUGAUCUUUGCUGCUGCGGUCCAUGAUUACGAACACACAGGGACCACUAACAACUUUCAUAUCCAGACCAGGUCAGGCACGGCCAUCUUGUAUAAUGACCGUGCAGUUCUGGAGAACCACCAUGUGAGUGCUGCCUACCGCCUCCUACAGGACGAUGACGAGAUGAACAUCCUCCUCAACCUGUCCAAAGAUGACUGGAGAGAGCUACGGGCACUGGUGGUAGAAAUGGUCCUGGCCACGGACAUGUCCUGUCACUUCCAACAGAUCAAGGCCAUGAAGAACUUCCUCCAGCAGCCAGAGGCGAUUCUCAAGCCCAAGGCCUUAUCACUGAUUCUGCACACAGCUGACAUCAGCCACCCGGCCAAGAACUGGGAUCUGCAUCACAGGUGGACCACAUCACUCCUGGAAGAGUUUUUCAGACAGGGGGAUAAAGAAGCAGAGCUGGGCCUGCCCUUCUCUCCUCUGUGUGACCGAAAGUCAACCAUGGUGGCCCAGUCUCAAAUUGGAUUUAUUGAUUUCAUCGUGGAGCCCACAUUCACAGUCCUCUCAGACAUGACAGAGAAGAUUGUGACGCCACUGAUCGACGAGGCGUCUCGUUCCGGCCUGGCUGGGUUCAGACGCUCCAGUUGCUGUACUGAGAGGAGAGCUGGCAAUCUAAACAGUAUUCCAGUGGGGGAUGGGAAGCGGUCCAGUGUGAUCAGUACAGGCUCAGAGGGCAGCGGAACACUCAACUGUUCCCCGGGAACCAUCGACUAUAAGGGCUUCAAGGCCACCUGGAACGAAGAGGUGCACCAGAACAGGGAGAAAUGGAAGACCCAGGCUGCUAAAGAUCUGGAGGAGAAAACCAAAAGGGAAGCAGAGGAGAAGGCUUCGCAGGAGGAGACAGAGCCUGGAACGACAGAAGAGAAGGAAGAAAAGAAAGGGAGAGAUGAAGAAGGUACACAAGCAGAGGGAGAGAAAAAGGAAGUGGUGGAGGAAGUGCCCAAAGAGGAGGAAGGGAAUAAGGACCCAGGGGGGGCCGUCGGGACCAUAACAACAUCAGGACCGGGACCGGGGCUGAAUCACUUGGAUCCCAAGGAGCCUGAAACCAGCAGCACCAGCACAGAGAAAAACCAGCAAGUGCAAAACGGGGAAGUCCCAGAGGACCUAGACUCACCUGACACUGACUCUGGCUCUGAUGAUGACAGUGAGAAAAACACCUCUGACGACUUGUCAGGCUCGGAGGGCUAUGACCUGAUUCGCUACUACAAGAGACCGAGCUACUGUGCCAACUCUCACCUGGCACUACCCUCAAGAGAGAAAGAGAGGGAGAGAACCGAGGGCAGGCUCAUUGACCCCAGGAGCAGAGUCAGGAAGCUUCAGGGCAUCUCCCUGCGCCGGAGUAAGUGACAUCACAAGAAGUGACCUCACAGGAAGAGACCUCACGGGAAAUGACAUAUGUAGACGUUGCAACCCACAUUGUUCUCACUUAUACUUACACUGGUGACAACAAGGCAAAGCUGUUCCCAGACAAUAGAUUAGUAAAUUAUGAUUUUAUAUAUAGUAGUUAAAGAGGAACUGACAGUGUUUUAGACCCAUUCAAUCUUGUUAAAAUAUGUUUAUCAACACCCCCUCUGGAAGAAUAUGGCGCAUUUGUUUUGACAUUUUGUGACAAGAAGCAUUUUUCACGUUUUCAUGUUUGGGAAUGACGUUGAGUUGGGUAUUUGUGAAAAUUUGGGCAAUUAAUAGACUCCCCUGUAAAUAAAAAAUAAUAAAAACGUGUCAGUCUUGUCCAGGCCCAGACUCUACACAGAUCUGUGCACCAUAACCAAUCUGAGCUACAGUCGGCCUAUAUGCAAAUAAGCCAUUGCCAUACGGGGAUGUGCCAAUGAGGGGAUUCGAUUAAUGCCCCGGGCAUGCCCCGGCCCCCUGGGUGAACCGAGUUAGCAUUGAUUGCAAUCUAUUUGGAACUGGGCUUCCUCCCGGGCAUGAGCCAUGUGAAAACAAAAGUGACAUAGGUUAACUAGAGUCGAGGCCCGCGCAAAAAUCUAAUUAGCAUAAUAAAACAAUCCCUGUCGCAAUCUGUCUGUUUAAGCUAGAUAAAUCAGUUUUUUAGCAUGGGCGCGUCUCAAUCCACCACAUCCACUGAUGUUGGCCUUCCGCUUCUGCGGUGGAGGGUGGCAGAGCUACAGUAGUGUUUAUCAGACCAGGAGACAUCCCGUAAAUCUGUCUUUUCAUGGAAACGUCUGCAGAGUCCAAACGGUUUAGGCUAGAAACAAAUGUACACCACUAUGGAAAGCUGAGACACUCACGAAAAAUGAUGGUGCCCACUGGGCAAAAACUUGCUGAAUCAAUGUUGUUUCCACGUUAUUUCAGCAACAAAAAUGCAAUGUGUUGACGUUGAAUCAAUGUGGAAGACUGAUUGGAUUUGAAACAAAGUAAAUCAACAUAAGGAAAUUAUGGCUUUUUUUCACCCACCUUUUAACCUAAAUCCAAUGACAUGGUGAAAUUCUUUGUGGAUUUCACAUUGAAUUAAGGUUAUUUGUAAAUCAAAACUAGACCUGUGUUCUCUGUUUUGCUCUAAGACAAGCUUAAAGGUACCACAAUGUGCCAACUUCUGUCUGUAGUGUCCGAACUGUUUGGGCUACCCCACCAUUGAAAGCUGAGACUUUCACAAACACGUACAAGCCUCACAAGACACGACUUAAGGGAACCCAGUUCAGUUCAGAGCCAAAAAAUGAAUGGAAGUCAAUAGGGCAUUUCCACAUAAAAAAAUAAUCCUGAGCUUUCUUAUAUCUCUCAGAUAUAAGACAGACACUUCAAAACAUAUUUCCUUUUCAUUUAUCUGUCAAUGCGUCUCUAUAGGCUAAUAGCAAUAAGGACCAGGGCUGCUACAAAACAUGUGGUGAGCUGGCAUUUGCCCCAGCACUUUUAAAUCAGAUAGGGCAGCGCUCAGUAACUUUUCAUUUAGUUUAAUAUUGACAAAAUAGGCACAAAGUGCUGUUUUUUUUACAGAUUUUUGCUUCAUGGUUUUUCUACUCAUGCACAAUUUGUCCUUCACAUCGGAGCGCUGCGUGCCUGUCUUGACCAAUCAGAUUCAAGAAAAUUGCAAGGUCGCGCUGGCCAGGCACAAUGCACAAAGCUUAAAGCACUCUCCACUUUCCUCCGGUAUUUAUUUAGCAAAGGGGAUACCGCAUCACUCCUGACAGACACAAGCAAAAACUCUUUACAAAAAUGUUGUAUCUGCCUACACCUAAACAUUAGCGAUCUGACAUGCUGUGUUGCAUGCAUGCUGUGUUGCAGUCUGAUCAAAUGUAGGCUACUAACAAUACCAACUGCAUACCGUCGUCUACUAUGCCCUGUCCCUCUGGCCAGGGUAAACUAAGUGGGAAUAUUGUCUAUUUAUAGCUCAUUUGUUUGUGUUACAAAGAAAUGUUAAUGAGAUCAAAUUUGGUAAAUAUUCAAACUUGGGCUGACUAGGCUACCUAGACUUUUUCCCCGAAUUAAUAUUAACUGGAAUUAAUCAAUAAACAUAAUAGCUGGCAUAUACUGUGAGU
Molecule: messenger RNA, 5187 nt
Organism: Salvelinus fontinalis (brook trout)
Lineage: Eukaryota; Metazoa; Chordata; Actinopteri; Salmoniformes; Salmonidae
Gene: pde1ca
Product: phosphodiesterase 1C, calmodulin-dependent a
Exons: 18
Coding region: 842-3040 (732 amino acids)
Biological process (GO): signal transduction
Molecular function (GO): 3',5'-cyclic-nucleotide phosphodiesterase activity
Source: RefSeq, a predicted model, not a curated record